Molecule: messenger RNA, 3957 nt
Organism: Brenthis ino (lesser marbled fritillary)
Lineage: Eukaryota; Metazoa; Arthropoda; Insecta; Lepidoptera; Nymphalidae
Source: the annotation of a GenBank genome assembly
AUGGCGUUGCAUUGUGAGGUCCAAAGUCCAGUAUUAGUCGUAGAGCUGACCCUCAACAGGCUAGAAGGUACACAGCUAAGAGCCCUCGGCUUACUGUCUGUGUUUGGGUUCAACAUGACGUACGUAGUGAAGGCGCCCACUACUUCACCGGAACCGACCUCUUGCAGCGCGAUAGAGUGCCGACUGCUCGGGCAUUGUUAUGCCAAAUAUGAUUAUAAGGAGUUUUACUGUGCGUGUUUCGAAGGCUACUCCGGCGCUGACUGCGGGGUAGGCCCUUUGUGCCCGAGGACACCCAACAUGUGUAAAAACGGUGGAACUUGCCGGCAAAUGGGUCCGGCGGCGGUGAGCUGUAUCUGCGCGCCGGGGUACACCGGCGAUCUCUGCGAGUCGCAGAUUGCAGCCCCCGAGUGCGGAAUCGAGGAGUGUUCAGAAGGCUGUAAAGGAGGAAGCACAUGCGACUGCAAUCCCAAAGACACAGAUGUUUCAUCCGCCCGCUUUGAUACAAGGCUGCAGAUAAUGGACCAAAAUAACAUCGACAUAUCUCAAGAAGUUAUUAAACAGAUAACAAACUAUUUAAGAGCGUCAAAUAUAACGUUACAUGAUGACAUCCAAAUUUUAAAUAUAAGUGACCCAGAAGUAUCAGGGGCCCGGACAGUGUGGCUGCGAGUGUGGGGCGCGCGGAGAGAGGCCGGCGCGCUACGUACGGCGCUCGCCCGCCUCGCCGCGACGCGCUCCCGCUCCGACCGGUUGCGGGUGUUGCCCGCCACGCUACACUUUGAUAUGCAGCCUGCGUUAAGUUUACACACUCUGAUCGUCAACCAACGCCCUGAAGUAUGGGAAGGUUCGGAAUUUAUACUAAGUUGCAUGGCGUAUGGAUCCCCGGAAAUUGCAUUCACCUGGUAUAAGGAUGGGGUUAAAGUGAACUUCAACGGUACAACAAGAGACAUAUGGACUAGAACCGUAGCAGAAGAUGCAUUAGGGCGACGGAUGUCAGUACUCGGUAUAUCGGAAGCUAAGAAACCUGACAGCGGCCGCUGGUCCUGCUCCGCAGACGACGCGGGCAGGCGACGGUGCAGCGCUCUCCGCCUGACGAUACUACGUCCACCUGACAUACGUCUUGUACCGUCAACACUUACUGUUAAUAAGGGCGAUAACGUAAGUAUAACUUGCUUGGCGGAUGCCGGUCGAGUACAUGGUACGUUGGGUUUCAGUUGGGCCAGAGAAAGGUCCCUCUUACCCCUUGCACCAGGAAGAGAAGUUUGGGAAGACUUAUAUCCUGCUGGAAGCGUGCUAAAACUUUAUAAUAUUCAGAAAUCCGGCGAAUUUCGAUGUCAAGUAUCUUCAGUGGCUGGCACCAACGCGAAGGGGGUAACGAUGUGGGCUCUUGGAGCGAAGGAUGAAGCUUGCGAAUCUGAGGCCUCGCAUGGCUUGAGAUGGCCUAAAACUGCUCCCGGAGCUCACGCAUCCGCCACCUGUCCGCCGGGUCAUAGUGGGGAAUCUACCAGAUUCUGUGAGCCGAAGACAACUCAGCACGGAGUCAAAUGGACGUCGCCGGACUUCUCCGGUUGUGUUGCGGACUCUUUGAAAGAUAUUUAUGAACAGUUUACACGCAUAUCCUAUGGCUAUUCCUGGGACAACGUGUCUUAUGUUGCCCAUCAAUAUGGAGCAGUUCUACGUUUUCUACCAGCUCAUCCCGGGGAAGGAACUCUCCCAUUGCAACAUUCUAGGGAAAUGCUGAAUUAUCUGCGCUCCGCGGCCGGCAAAUUCCAAGAUAAACAAGAGAGCGUGCCACAUCUUCUUAUCAUAUAUGACACUUUACUGAAGCAUCCUGAUGCGUUUUUAGAUGAAGAGAAAAUAUACAAUCUCCAAAAUGCGGUAGUAAAUACAGCUGCUAUGAAAGACAAUCUCGACCACCAGUACCAAGAGUUUACAGUGAAGACCAAGCAAGUAAGAGAAGACAGCGCUGCCCAUUUCACAUUUGCGCAAUACCCAAGUGCAGACGAAUGGCUUCUCACAUCAGCUGGGGUGGAACUGGUUGCCAAGAGUGGGAACGCUUCAGUAGUUGCUGUACAGUAUCAUAAUUUGGCAGCGCGAUUACCCUCGUUGAGAAGAUCGAUAGAAUUUAACACGUCAAAUUCUAGGAACGGACGCGAAAUGGAGUACCAGCUGGCGUCUGCCCAAGUGCAAAUAUCGGCAACCCGCAGCGACGCGCACACCGUCACACUACUAUUUGUACAUUCCCGUAAUUACAGUGCUAUAGCCUCAAAGCUGGCCUGUGGAUUGCGAACGCCCUCUGAGCCCAGGACAUGGAUAACGAAAGCGUGUGAAGUGCGGAUCCCGGAGCCCACACACAUCGCGUGUCGCUGCAGAGGACUCGGCACAUACGCACUGUUUACUAUAGCCAGGUCUACGCUUACAGACGUAGAGAAGGAUCUGCGUGGAGUAGUAAAGAUUACAGUGGGUGUGGGUGGUGCGAUGUGCUUGGCUGCUGCCGCGCUUCAGCUCCUGAGCCUAGUGCCAGGAGGUGUUGCACGUCUUCCAGUGCUUCUCAAAGCAGCAACCGCCGGUACCCACUCCGCUGCUGUGCUAACAUUGCUAGAGUGUGAUACGAGACAGGAGGAGGCGUGCCCGGGCGCGCUGGGCUGGGUGUGCGCGGCGUGCUGGUGCGCGGGCUGCGCGGCGCUGUGCGCGCAGCCGCUGCUGCUGCAGGCGGAGCUAGCGGGCCACCAGCGGCUGCCCUCAGUAGCGCUGCUUGCCGGCGUGUGCACACUAGCGUGGCUGACGGCGCGGCUGUGGGGCGGCGCGCCGCUGCAGCUGGGCGCGGCGGCGCAGGCGGUGUGCGCGGUGAGCUGCGCCGCGCUCGCGCUGCUGUGCCUCGCGCUCACGCUCUGCGCCGCGCUGCGCCUGCGCACCAUCACUCACAAGGUGCCCGCUGAGAGGCGGACUUAUCUACGCGACCGGUCCCGCGUGGUGCGGCACACGCUGGCGGUGCUGGCGACGUGCAGCGCGGCGCAGGCGGCGGGCGUGUGGUGGGCGCAGCCGGGCCCGCGCGCGCUGCCGCACGUGCUCGCGCUCUCGGCCGCCGCACUCGCCAAUGGAAUAACAAUGUUUGUGUGCUACGUGAUUAGAGACGAGCAAUGCUUACAAUCUGCGAGACGUCUCCUCUCCUUGCCAACGAACCGAGACUGGCAAGAGUCUCCCGCAGGAGACACUUCACUAAGCUUGUAUAUAAAGCAAGGCGGCGAGGUGGAGAGCCGCGGCGGCGCGGGCGUGAUAGAGUCCAGCUCGUCGCCAGUGUCACCGCUCGCGUCCUACUGGCGCGCGCCCGGCCUUGAGAGCCCAGCGAGGAUGCACAGGAGGCAAUCCACACCAGAUAGCAGAGCAGACAUUGUACGAUGUGUCGAAUAUAAAGAUUCAUUAUUGAGUCCAUUGCGAUACGACGGCCACCAUGUGACGACCACACACGCGGUCUGCGAUCUUAUCCCCCACACUCCUCACAACCCUCACUCUCCACUCGCACCCCACGUCGCACAACCCGAGUACAUGGCCCGAGUCUGUCUAGAACUUGGGGUCUUAAAAACCCCGCCAAUAGAAACCCCUUUACUCACCUGUUCAGUAGACUUCGAACCGUACGAUAAAACAAUAGACACAUCCAAAGACGCAUGCACCAUAUGCGUGCAGUCCACUCCAGACGUAUCCAAAAUGACAUCCCCACCUAUAAAGAGUUGUUUAAAAAAGACUAAAAAAGACUUUUCAUCGAGUAUCUCCCUCCCGUCCUUGGAUAUGAACGACAAGUAUAAAUCAGACAUAGAGCAAGUGAAUAGAGAAUGGAACAGAGCGUACGAUUCGCCCGAGACGGACCGAAUGCUCAACAAAAUAUCAGAUGACCUGGAUUUUCUCUUAAACCGGACACAAGACAAAAGUACGAAACAUAACCAAAUCGAAGAAGCCCCGACU